Molecule: messenger RNA, 7048 nt
Organism: Trichobilharzia szidati
Lineage: Eukaryota; Metazoa; Platyhelminthes; Trematoda; Strigeidida; Schistosomatidae
Source: the annotation of a GenBank genome assembly
CUGAUAUUGUGAAACAUGAUUUGCCUUUGUGUCCUGCCCCCGACCCCCCGUCCUUAAUCUCUGUUUUUUUCUUCUUUUUGCAUUUUACAGUCGUGUUGAUACAGGUCUACUGAAAAGAGCAGUAGGCUCAUUGUUCUAUCUCUUUUCUACAGCAAUACAACAAGAACCACCAUCUAUCAGUCUAUUAAAGCGUCUUAUGUCAUCAAUGAUCCCGAUCUAUCGUACUGCAUUAUCAUGUGCUGUUAAAGUUGGUAUCAUUGAUUCUGGUGUAGCAAUUGGCAGUGGAAUUGGAAUCACUGCCAAUUCAACAGCUGAUAUCGCCUUGGAAACAUUUCGCAGCUUAGCUGGACUUAAAGAUGAACUUGUCCGGUUAAUGUUACCAAUGGAAGUAUCAGGAACAUCAGUUUUUGGUCAAUAUCAUCCUUCAAUCUUGCAUAAUGAUGUUAUACGAAUUCAAGCAAUUAGCCUAAUUGAAAGUGUAAUCAUUUUACACUCUCGUCGACUACCCAACUCUGAAAUCCCACGUGCCAAUGAAGGUGAUAUAUCCUUAGAUCAGAUACCAGCGCUUACAAAUACCCAGUUACAGUCUAUCCUAGAGGCGAGUACAGCCGCAUCAUCAGCUACUCUUCUUCCCGGUGUCUGCUUAGUUAGACCGCAUCGAUUGGCAGAGGAAGCUGAACGUUUAUUUGCAGGUUUAUCAAGUUGGCCAGUGCGUGGAAAGCCUAGUGUUACUGCAGGAUCAGUUACUUGUCCAGUAGUUGAAGCAGUAAUGGAUUCAUUAGUGAAUAUUGCAAAACAAAGACCACAAUUUAUGGAUCGUGUUGUACAAGCAUUUGAAACAGUUCAUGUAACUUUACCGCCUCAUUUCUCGGAUAAUCAAGUUAGUUCUGUAAGAAAAAAGUUAAAAAAUGGUCUACUACAGUUACUACGACAUCCAGCAGCUGUAUCUGAUUUCCAAGGCCGAAUCACUAUAUUACUAACUGAUCUUGGUGCUACUCAAGCAGAAGUAUUACAAGCAUUGCAAAGUCAUACAGAAUUAUCACGUUCACGUCUUUAUCCAGAUCCAAGUACAUUUAUGGUUAGUCGUACAGGACCAGUUUCUUUAGAUCAUGGUGAUGUCGAUAUGCGACAGCAGCAGCAGCAGCAACAGCAACAACAACAACAAAAACAGCAACUUCUUCACCAACAAUCAAUACCUCCGGUUACACAAGCUUCUUCAUCCACUGUUGUUUCUACAACCAGUCAUUCAAGUAAUAUACCGCCAACUGAUAUGAAACUAUCCUUCAGUAGUAGUCAGUCACAAGGCACUUCAUCAACAACAGCAGCAACAACAACGACACCAUCAGCAACUGCAGUAACCACUUAUACAGAUUCUACACUCACAGAUUCUACCAAGUUACAAACAGAAUCAACAUCAAGUCAAAAGGAUGCACCGACAACUUCUGGUGGAUUUACAUUAGCUGAGGCAGAAGCAGCUCUUCGAUUCGAUGAUGAUGAUGAUGACGAUGAAGAUGAUGAUGACAUUCAGAUACCUCGUACAUCUAGACGUCUAAAGAAGAAGAAGAGACGGUCAUCCACUACUACUACUACUAAUAAUAAUACAGGUAAUCUAACACCUAGUGGUAGUGGAAAUAAAUUAACAACUUCAAAAACUGGAUCUACAGAUGUUAAAAGUCAAGUGCCAGAAGUUGAUAUGAUCACAUCAAGAAUAGUGCCUAAACUGACAACAGCUAAUGUCGCCGAUUUAGUUUUACUCAGUAUGGUCACUUUACCAGAUCAAAUGCCUGCAUCAUUUCAGUCGACGUAUACACCGAUAGCAGCCGCUGGAACAUCAGCACAAAUACGUCAUUUAGCCCGUAUGCUUGCUGUCCAAUUGAGUGUAUGGGCUUGUGAAGGUGGACAAUAUGAAGUAGCUGAUCGGAUAAAUCAAUUGGAGACAUUGUUAAUUCCUGUUGACGAUGCAGAUGGUGAUCGUGAUGAUAGUCAAAGUAUGCGUAAACGGAAUUUCAAAAGUGAACCACGUACCUCUGAACAAGGCAGUGAUAUACAAAAAGAAUCAAUGAAAUCUAAAAAACGACGUUUGCAUAUGUUAGGUGAUCAGACAUCGGCUGAAAAUGAUCCAGAGGCAGAGGAUGCUGUAAUUCGUGCUAAUGCUGCACGUAAAAUGAACACUGCACAAACCAUGAAUAUCUCCACCCUCGUUGGAUACGGUACACAACAACAACAAAUGAUCAAUGAAUCUUUAGAUAUGAAGAUGCUUCCACCUGGUGGUGUACCUGGUAUGAUGCCAAUGUUCACUGGUCAGAAUACUAUGUCGUUACCGCCUACAAUGCCACCAAAUAUGCUAAUGCCUGGCUUUAAUCCCUCUCAACCUCCACCACCAUUAAUGCCUAUGAUGAUGCCACCGGGUAUGAUGCCGCCACCACAAACACCGUCACAAGCAGCAGCAGUGGCCUCACUACAGCAACAACAACAGGCAACAGUAAUGCCAGGUCAAGCAACACUUGGCAAUGUGUCCUUUAAUCAGUAUACCAGUUCAACUAUACCUAUGCCUCAGGCGGAUUCAAUCGUCCCUUCAUCUGUCCGACCAUUUUCACUUGACGCUGUAACUGCCUUUCUCAGUCGUGAUGUUCAACGUCAGCUGGCUCGUGAUGCAUUCAUGCGUAUUAUAGAGGGUUUAGAGACACCAUACACACGUCAUCAAUCACUUCAUGAUGGAACAAUUGUUCCUACACCAGCUGGAACCGAUUUAAUUACUGGUCAAUAUGAUGUCAAUAGAAUGAAGAUAUUAACACGGCUUACAACACGUCGUUUCGGUGGAAAUGAAUUCUAUAAUAUACUAAUCGAUCAUGCUAUUAAAAAUCUUCGCUACGGUUUCGAAUUAUUAUCAAAAUUACUAAUGCAAGAGUAUUGUCGUUUCCGUGGUUUCCAGUUAAGUGGUUUCAGUCCAUUUUUGGAUGCACGUCGACAUCAGCUAUCUGUGUUAAGAGAACAAAUACGUAAACGAUUGGAAUCAUCUAUAGAAAAUGAUUGUAAUAAUAAUAAUAGUAAUAAUUCAAGUGAGAAAUUAUCCAAAGCCGAUGAUAAUGAUAAAAGCAUGCUGUCAGAGACGAACGAUGAUACUGCCAACACAGACGCCAGUGAUAAUCAUGAGAAGACUAUUGAAGGGGAUACUAGCCGCCAAGAUAUGCCUACAGAUGAAAUCUCUCAUGAAGAUGAAAAGCACAAGAAGAAGAGUAAUCACAAUAAUAAUAGGAAGAGGAAAACCUCAGAUGACAGUUCAAUGAAACCAAAAUGCACAGAUGAUGACGAACCUGUCAGAGAAGAGGAGAACGACGAAGACGAUGCUGUGGCGAACACAGCAGAUGGCGAUGAAGAGCCAAAAUCAUCGGUACCCAAUUCUUCUCCUUCCUCUUCGUCUUCUGCUUCUUUGAAAGAUACUGCUAGAAGACAAUCAAAAAGAUCGAAGAAGGAGGUUUCAGGAGAUAUGAAACCGUCUAGUAAGGAUAAAUUAAGUAUCCUGAAGACACCAGUAGCUCCUCCGGAUGACUUAGGUUGUCUAUCAUUUUAUGAUUGUUUAUUGAUCACAAUUCUGCAGAAAUUAUCGAAUCCAGAAAUACGUCAGCAUUAUUUUGGUAGAUUUUUAAUGGAAGCACCUUUAAUAACCCCUGGAGCAAUAAAUGAAUUAAGACGAUAUUGUUCAUCACCGGAACAAGCAACUUAUGGCUUUGAGAUUCUCCGUACACUCAUUGAAACACGUCCAAUCACUCAAAGAGAGGAUCUACUGAAUAUGCUACUACAUUUUUGUUCUGUUGAUGGACUAGAAGUACGUAAAGCAGCAUUGACAGCUACAAGAGAAUUAGCUAACUCUGAUUCUCGUUGGCAAGAACAUAUAGAGAUGUUCGCUGUACAAAUGCUGAAAAAAUUGUUACAACCACGUCCAACUGCAGACAUAUUCCCUUUUCUUAAUCAUGCUUCAAUACCGUCUACAUGGACAGAUGAAGCGUGUCAAGCAUGUGCACAUUUAUUUCUUGGUUUGAUGCCACAAAGUCCAUCACUUAUGCAUAAGUUAGCUGAAGUAUAUACUCAGGCUAGUCCAAAUAUUAAACGAUGUCUACUGAGAAUGGUGGAUUCUCCAAUUCGAGAUAUUGGUAUUUAUUCAGUAGAUUUACAAAAUCUAGUCGAUGAAUGUCCAAAUGGUGCUGAAACUCUGAUCACACGUAUGAUACACAUUUUGACUGAUUCACCAUCAGCUGUUUCAGCUGCCAGCAAUGCACACACUGCCACAAAUUCAUCAUCUGUUACUGCAAGUACACCGGCUAAAACACACGCCUUACCUCAUAGUCCUCCUCCUGCUCAGACAUCAUCAUUAUCAGCUGGGACGCCGUCAACAACGUCAACUGUUGUCGGACCAGGUGUUAUUGUCCCACCACCAUCGUUAGUCAGUCGUGUCUAUCGUCUGUAUGAAGAAAAAGUACACGAUGUACGUUGUCUUAUUCCUGUUAUUGUUGGUUUAACUAAACAACAAGUCAUAGCUGCUUUACCGAAAUUAGUACAGUUGAAUGAAAAGGUUGUUAAAGAAGUAUUACACCGUUUACUUCAUGCUAGUGUAUCUACUCAAUAUGCUCCAGUAAUUAAAAAUGUUAAAAAUAUUCCCUUUGAUCCAACUGGUAAAUCUCCCCCACCUGGUCCAUUGAAACCUGAAGAAUUGCUAGUCGCCGUGCAUUUAUUAGAAUUUGCUAGAGAUCCUACAGCCCAACCAUUGAAUGAAGGAAAACCAACAAAACCCUAUGUAAAUCUUCAAUCUAUCCUCCAUGCAUGUCGUGUUUGUUUCUCGGAACGUCGUUUAUUUACUCAGGAACGUUUAUCAGUUGCAAUUGGACAGCUAUUAGAACAACCUGUACUACCUACUCUGUUUAUGCGUACUGUAAUGCAAGCGUUAGCUUUACAUCCAAGAUUAACUGGUUAUGUGAUCAAUGUGUUGGUUCGAUUAAUACGUAAACAGGUAUGGAAAAGUGAAAAACUAUGGGAUGGUUUUAUCCGUUGCUGUGUGAAAACUAGACCACAAAGUUAUCAAGUCCUGUUACAAUUACCACCGGAUCGAUUAGAAGCUGUAUUCCGAUGGGAACCAGCUAUGCGUGCUCAAGUGAGACGUUAUGUAGAGAAUUUCUCUUCAGCUCAGCGUAUUCAUAUUUCAAAAGCAAUUGUUGAAGUUCUAGAACAUGUACCUACACCACCUCGUGUACCGACACCUGAAGAUCAAUCAAAACCGGAUGACGUUGUUGCCGUUGGUGGUGGUGAUGCUGAUGGUGAUGGUAACGGUGACGGUGACGGUAAUACUACAGAAGUUAAAGAACCAAACACCACCACUCAAUCUGGAAACAACAGUCCAACAUCAUCAGGUCCAGGUACACCUACACGUGAUGAAAUGUCACACUAUGACGCCGCACCAUCAUUUAUCCCGGCUGGAAUGUUCAAUCAACCAGCUACUAAUAUCCCUGUGAUGAAUAUAGACACUGUUACAUCUAGUGAAAUCGAUAAUCAAUAUCAUCAAAUCCCUUCAUUAUUGACUGGAUCAAAAACUGUUAUACAACAAGUCGCUGGAUCAUACAAUCCACCGUCGUCUAGUCAAUCGAAUCUGCUUAAAACAACAACAACAACAGCCGCCACCAACAUCACAACGACACCACUGACAACUUUGUCUGAUAUACCUAGUGUUGUCGCAGGCGACGAUACAGAAGUAGAUCCAACUGUAGAGGAAUUAUUCGAAGCUGAUUAUCAAUGCCAGUCAUCCUCAGCACAGCAAUCACAACCACCAAUAGGAGAAGGAUCAGUUCCACCACUGGUCGAUGAAUAUGAUAUGAAUAUGAUGAAUCAUUCACCGCCUCAAAUCACAAUGGAUAUAUCACAUCAAUUGAAGAAGAAUAUGAAGUCGAAACCAGCUUUAGUUCUACAAGAAAUGGACAAUGAUCAAUUGGAUUUUGAAGAAAAUUCUGAUCCAAUCAGUGAAUCGGAUGCAUCGAAUCCACAGAUUCAUCAACACUCCUACUAUUAUCGUCAUCAUCAUCAACAUCAUGAAGAACAACAAUUCGACAAGGAGUAUAAUGCUGGUGGUGAUGGUGACAUUGUCGACGAUUAUGGUGAUGCUUCCGCUGCUGCUGCCGAUGAUGAUGAUGGUGAACCUCCAAUACUCCCCGCAUCUCGUAUUGAUUCAUUGACCACUACCACUACUAGUAGCAGUGCUAGUUUAAAACGUUGGCGUGAAAUUGAAGAUACCGUUUCAAUGUUGAAUAAACAAAUAAUCGAUGAACGAAGUCAAGAUCUUUCACAGACUAAUCCAUCUUCAGGGAUUACUUCUACUGGUGGUGGUACUAUUAUAUCGAUUAGCAGAGGAAAACGUCCAGUCGAUGUAAAUAAAUUGGAAGCUGACAGGAAACGUUUAGAAGAAGAGGCAGUUAAAUAUAAACAAUUAAAGGCUGAGAGAAGACAGCAACACCGUAAACAUCAAAACCAACCUCAACAACAACAACAACACCAGCAAUCUUCAUCUGGUACACCUGGAUCAGAAUAAUAGUAACUAUCAAUCCUAUUCUCUUAUUGUCUUUAAUGUUAUUUGUUUUUUUAUACAAUCCUGACUUUUAUUCAAUUCUUCUCACAGUAUUAUUGUACACUUAUGCAAUCUUAAUGUCUACUGUUUGACAUAUGUGUAAAUGUGGACAUGUGUGUGUGUGUGUGCGUGCGCAUUAGUAUGUCUGUGCGUAUUUGUUUUUGGAUUUAUUGUAAUUGGUUCAAUAUCAAACUAAGUGUAAGUAUAUGCACAGACACACAAAAGCACACACAUACGCGCUAACUUUGUGUAUAUGUCUAGUUAAACAGAGCAGUUUGAUUGGUGCUCUGUUUAUCUGCCUGUCUGUCUAUCUACCUUUCUGGUAGUUGUGUCUGUGUAUAUAUGUCUUCCUUACAGAUGACAAUGAUAAUAUAUGGACAUCAGCGUUGUGUACAGUUUGUUAGUUUGAUUAUUAUUAUUAUUAUUAAUUGUGUAAUGGGG